Pseudocercospora fijiensis CIRAD86 is the source of this 966-nucleotide messenger RNA. RefSeq lists its product as uncharacterized. NCBI's taxonomy places the organism in Eukaryota, Fungi, Ascomycota, Dothideomycetes, Mycosphaerellales, Mycosphaerellaceae. The record is from RefSeq and is a predicted model, not a curated record. The coding region runs from base 1 to 966 and encodes 321 amino acids. The transcript has a single exon.
AUGUCCUCAGCCUUCCAAAACACAUCCCUCAACUUAGCCGGUCUCGUAGCCCUCGCAGAUCUCAACACAAUAGCCCUCCGAACAGCCCUCACCGGAACCUCAACCUUCCUCGACGCCCUCGUGCUGGCCCCAGGUCUGCACAGACAACAAAAUUCCCCGGAACUUCACAAAGGCGAAUUCCCUGCUUGUGCGGCCAUGACGAGCGGCUACGUGUUUCGCGUCGAGAAUCCGGCGACGGUGCUGUUUUUGCAGAAAGUGGGUAAGACUGGACACUUGACGACGCUGAGAGUGUAUGCCUCGAGACGAGAUUCACGGACGUCGAGUUUUGGGGGUGCAAUGGCGUAUACUGCUGCCGUAUCGAUGACUCUCACGGUUCUGUUCUGGGUGAUAGUUUCACUACAGGACGGGUGGGGUGUAAGCGUCCUCGGACUCCUGAUUUUCUCUCGCCUGCUCAACAUCAUUGUGAUCCGUCGCAGAUCCGUACCCGGCUGGUUUGGAGCCAAAGAGCCCGGAGUCAAAGGCGAUCUUCUAGUCCUCCUCAGCCAAGAUCGGUGGAUUCGACUGCAAGGCGAUGUUGAUGAUCUCAAAGCCGUGACUUCGGGGCAAUGGUUACGAGAACCUACUUUUUUCGAGAGCUCGCUGGUGGGGUUUGCGACUUUACUGGUGUAUCUCGACGCUGCACUUGCUGGGAACGCAGCUCAGACGAGCAAGCUGCUGCUCCUGAUCCUCCUCUUCGGCUCCGGAGGUCUGCUGGGAAUUGCGAAUGAGUGUACCGAAGUGCUUCAAAUGCAUGGCCGGCUGAUUGAGGUUACCGGCCUGCCGAAAGCAUAUCCAAGACGUCUGGCUCUGGCCGAAGAACUCAUUCUCAAGACCGGCCGCAAGGACUGGGCAGUCCGUGUGGGCAUGGUGCAGCCUGACCACAAAAUAAAAUCAGAGAAGGAGCUAGACGGCGUUGCGACCAUGUGA